AUGGUUGUACCUAGGGCGUCGCGGUGGCUAAGCCCCCGGGUUCCCCGUCGCUUCUACUCCGCGGCUCCCUCGCCGGCAGCGAAGCUCAAUUUACCAAUCGAUUACAAGUCCACCCCUCUUCUUCAUCACACCCCUUCUUCGUUAUCAGGGAUAGCAGACUUCCCCGCGGCUGCAACUAGCAAACGCUUGAACCUCUUCCAAGCAAUCAACUCUGCUCUCCGCACCGCUCUUUCUACCUCCGAUAAGGUGCUCCUUUUUGGUGAAGAUGUAGCAUUCGGCGGGGUGUUUCGCUGCUCAAUGGAUCUCCAGACCGAAUUUGGCUCAGACCGCGUCUUCAAUACCCCCUUAACGGAGCAAGGCAUUGCGGGGUUUGCUAUCGGAGCCGCAGCGGAAGGCAUGAAACCUGUGGCUGAGAUUCAAUUCGCCGACUACGUCUACCCAGCAUUUGACCAGAUUGUAAAUGAAGCCGCCAAGUUCAGAUACAGAGAAGGCAACACAGGCGGGAACGUCGGAGGAUUGGUGAUUCGAAUGCCGUGCGGAGCUGUGGGACACGGUGCACUAUACCAUACGCAGUCACCCGAAUCGCUCUUUUCGCACAUCCCUGGUGUCCGGGUGGUUGUCCCACGGUCCCCUUCGCAGGCCAAGGGCCUGCUCCUCUCGUCCAUCUUCAAAUACAAUGACCCAGUGAUCUUCAUGGAGCCGAAGAUUCUCUACCGCGCUGCCGUGGAACAUGUGCCCAAUGAAUAUUACACGAUUCCCCUCAGUAAGGCCGAGGUAGUAAAGCCAGGUAAGGACCUGACUGUAAUUUCAUACGGCCAGCCCUUAUAUAACUGCUCGGCGGCCAUCUCCGCAUUGGAAAAGACCAUGAAGGGCGUCAACAUUGAGCUCAUUGACCUCCGGACGAUCUAUCCCUGGGACCGUCCAACAAUUCUGGAAAGCGUGCGGAAAACAGGCCGGGCCAUUGUCGUUCAUGAGAGCAUGGUCAAUUAUGGCGUUGGGGCGGAGAUUGCGGCUACAAUCCAACAAGGUGCUUUCCUUCGGUUGGAAGCGCCCGUCAAGCGAGUGGCGGGCUGGACUACUCAUACAGGACUUGCAUUCGAACCAUUUAUCCUGCCAGACGUUGCGCGAAUCUAUGAUGCUAUGAAGCAAACCCUUGAAUAUUGA
Penicillium chermesinum is the source of this 1164-nucleotide messenger RNA. RefSeq names its product 2-oxoisovalerate dehydrogenase subunit beta. The coding region runs from base 1 to 1164 and encodes 387 amino acids. The record is from RefSeq and is a predicted model, not a curated record. Lineage: Eukaryota; Fungi; Ascomycota; Eurotiomycetes; Eurotiales; Aspergillaceae. Gene Ontology annotation, molecular function: catalytic activity. The transcript is spliced from 3 exons. Gene Ontology annotation, biological process: branched-chain amino acid catabolic process; response to nutrient.